GCACGUGACGUGGGGGUGGGGACCCAGGAACGCUCUGGGAAUCCGAGUUCUAAUUUAUUUCCGCCGUUCUCUGGGCUCCUUUCCAGCUCUCAGACCCUGCGCUUCCAGGGGGCACGGCUGGAGGUAAUAGCUUCGGCCCAGAGGCCGGAGGCUCUGUGCACCGAGGAACCGUGUGGACCUGAGGCUGUCCGGCUGUCCCCAGCCGCCUGCGGAAGCCCCUGGCGUCGGGCUUCUUGUUCCGUCAUGGCGAGAUUCUGGUUUUGUGCAGCUGGCGCUGUCUUCUUUCUUGCGUUUCUGGUUUUGCAUUCGCGUUUUUGUGGCUCUCCGGUGUUAAGGGAGUUUGCUUUUCAAAUUUCCUGGAAAACUGAGGAAAUUCUUUACCGGCUGGAUGUGAGUUGGCCUGAGCAUUCAGAAUACUUUACUGGAACAACAUUUUGUGUUGCAGUUGACUCUCUGAAUGGACUGGUUUACAUAGCCCAAAGAGGGGAUAAUAUCCAAAAGGUAUUAGUGUUCACAGAGGAUGGAUAUUUCCUACGAUCCUGGAAUUACACAGUUGACACACCUCACGGUAUGUUUGCAGCCAGUACACUACAUGAACAAUCUGUCUGGAUCACGGAUGUAGGAAGUGGAUCCUAUGGCCAUACUAUUAAGAAAUACAAUUCCUACGGUGAUCUUGUUCAAGUCUUGGGUACCCCAGGCAAAAAAGGCACUGGUUUGAAUCCCUUGCAGUUUGAUAACCCUGCAGAAUUAUAUGUAGAGGACACAGGAGAUAUUUACAUUGUGGAUGGAGAUGGAGGAUUGAAUAACAGAUUGAUCAAGUUGUCCCAAGAUUUCAUGAUGCUUUGGCUGCAUGGAGAAAAUGGGACAGGGCCUGCCAAGUUCAACAUACCUCACAGUGUUACACUGGAUUCAGCUGGUCAGGUGUGGGUUGCUGACCGAGGAAAUAAAAGAAUUCAAGUAUUUGAUAAAGACAGUGGGGAGUGGUUAGGAGCAUGGAGUAAUUGUUUCACAGAAGAGGGACCUUCUUCAGUCAGAUUUACUCCUGACGGGAAGUACGUGAUUGUUGCCCAGCUGAAUCUUAGCAGGCUCUUGUUUGUGGCAGCGCCCCCGGUAGGAAGCAUCGGCAGCUGUUCUGUGGUCAGCUCAAUCCAACUGGCAGAUCAAGUUCUACCUCAUCUCUUAGACGUCAGUGGGAAGACUGGAGCAAUCUAUGUGGCAGAAAUUGGAGCAAAACAAGUACAGAAAUACGUCCCUUUGAAUGGCUAGUUCCCUUCAUAACAUCCAUCAUGUUUCUUUCCCUGGAAAUCUUUCAAGUGAAAGUUCAUAUUCUCAAAUUCAUUAAGUGCUUAAAAAUAAUGUUCAAGCACAGGAAUUCCUUUAUUUUUACCUUACCUGGUAUCAAAACAACUUGUUUUUAUGUUAUUAAGAAUCGUAUGUGUUGUUGCCAUUCUCGUGACUUAAUUUUACUAGUAAAUACAUAAGGAUAUUUUAAUGCAAAUAAUGUAACUAAAAAAAUGGAGUCAGAAAGAGGAACUAAGUUCGUAACCUACUUCUUUGUCUUGGCAGACUAAUUCUUCCUUGGAGGGGAAGGAAUAAAAGUGGGUUUUCAGGAUAAUUUAUUGGAUUUUAUGUGAAGAACUGCAAACCCCUGGUUUUUUCUUGUUAUAUCAGAUGAGCUGCUUGAGAGAGCUAGUCAGAUGGGCGCUUGACUAAUGAGUACUCACGGAAUGGUAGGUCCUAAAGAUUCGGAAAUGGAGAGACUGGGUUUUCUGUGUGUGCCUUUGAGUUGCUGAC
This is a messenger RNA of Hipposideros armiger (great roundleaf bat), 1794 nucleotides long. RefSeq names its product NHL repeat containing 3 (gene NHLRC3). Gene Ontology annotation, molecular function: protein binding. Lineage: Eukaryota; Metazoa; Chordata; Mammalia; Chiroptera; Hipposideridae. The transcript is spliced from 7 exons. The record is from RefSeq and is a predicted model, not a curated record. The coding region runs from base 244 to 1266 and encodes 340 amino acids.